Sphaerodactylus townsendi is the source of this 1803-nucleotide messenger RNA. It is a transcript of the gene EAF2, whose product is annotated as ELL associated factor 2. The transcript has 6 exons. Gene Ontology annotation, molecular function: transcription elongation factor activity. The coding region runs from base 296 to 1048 and encodes 250 amino acids. The record is from RefSeq and is a predicted model, not a curated record. Gene Ontology annotation, cellular component: super elongation complex. NCBI's taxonomy places the organism in Eukaryota, Metazoa, Chordata, Lepidosauria, Squamata, Sphaerodactylidae. Gene Ontology annotation, biological process: positive regulation of DNA-templated transcription; regulation of transcription elongation by RNA polymerase II.
CGGCAGCCAAUGCCAAAAUCGAGCCGUCUGUUGCUCGGCUGUUUUCCGGCCUAGAUACUCCCCCUACACCGCACUUCGGAAGGGACGAGGAUCGCUUCGGCCGCUGAAGGCGAAGGUGUUGGGAGAGGGGGCGCGGCCUCGCGUGGGGAGCGCGUGGCUGGCCCCGCCUCCUCUCCUCCUCCCGCGAGGGAGAAGGAGGCUCCGGCUGAGAGUUCUGGCAGUGCCGGAGAAGAGAGCAGUUGUGGCUGCGGUGCUGCCGCUGCGCUCGCGAAGGCGUUUGUGAGGGGCGCGCGGGAUGAACGGGGCGGCCUCGCGCCUGUUCGAUUGCAAGGAGCGCGCGCUGCUUCUGGGCGACAGUUUUGAGAGGCAGCCGCGUUGCGCCUUCCACACCGUGCGCUAUGACUUCAAACCUGCGUCAAUUGAUACAUCCUGUGAAGGAGACCUUGAAGUUGGUAAAGGUGAACAGGUGACAAUAACGUUACCAAAUAUUGAGGGUUCAACUCCACCUGUAACAGUUUUCAAGGGCUCCAAGAAGUCAUACCAAAAAGAAUGUGUAUUGAUUGUUAACCAUGACACUGGAGAAUGUAGACUUGAGAAACUGAGCAGCAACAUCACUGUGAAGAAGACCAGAGGUGAAGGAAGCAGUAAGGUCCAGUCUCGUAUCGAGCAGCAACAGCAACUAAUGCGAAGUGCAAACAAGAUUUCAAACAGUGUUAAAUGUUCUACUCCCAAAGAAAAGAUGUCUCCAACUUCUCCUAUGGAUGAUAUUGAAAGAGAGCUCAAGGCAGAAGCUAAACUUAUAGAACAGAUGAGUAGCGAUGAUAGUUCGUCAGAAUCAAAGAGUUCAUCAUCAUCUUCAACCAGUGAAAACAGUUCUAGUGAUUCAGAAGAUGAAAAGCCAUCCCUUCCUUUGUCAAUGCCGCACUUGCAGACACAGCCUCCUGUGUCUGCUAUAUCACAUCAUCAGACCUUCCAUAAUAUCGAUACUGGAUAUAACAGAAGUAAAGAGAACAGCGGACACGUGAUGAACACAUUGCGUAAGGAAUGAUCUCCAGUUAAGUGAAUCUGGAAGCGACAGUGAUGAUUGAGAACAUCUUGGGAUUAUAGAAAUGCAUCAUGUCCCUUCUUGAAGAUUUGAGAAGGCACUUAUUUUGCACUAAGUUUAUAUUGACCAAGAGAGAGGACUGUUACCAACUUGGACAAUAAAAGUGACUUAAUUUUUCUGAUUGUCAUUUAAAAUCAAGUUCAGCACAUUCCCUUUUCCAUAACUUAUUUUAAUGUGGCUCUACCAAAUAUCUGAAUUUGGUAUUUAUUCUUUUUAGCCAGACAGAGUCUAGCCUUUACUACUACCUCUUGUACUUAAACUUUCGGUCGGCUAAUUAUUAUGUAUAAGGUAGACGUGGAGGAAGUUCUUGUUUAUAAUAAACACAUUUUUGAUUAAGGUUUACCUGGGAACCUUUAUAUGUUUGUGUAAGUACAAGGGAACAAGCUGUUGAGGUCUAUAUUUUUAAUUCUUGCAGCUAAUUAUGUUAAAUAAAUUGCCAAACAAUAUGGCCAACAACCUAAUAAUGUGGUGUAAUUGUUCAGCAAUGGCAUUAACAAAUUCUUAAUUUCCUUGUAUAGCACAAGUUUUAGUCUGCAGUCUGUCAAAUAGGACUUGAUAGACUUUGGCCAUUUGUGUAAACUUUGAUCAACUUAUAGCUGCUUCAGCUUGCUAAUUAGAUAGUUGCACAACAUUCUGUUCAGAUCAACACAUUCCUUUUAGGAAGAUUUCAUAAACUUAAUAAAAUGUUAUCAUUUCAA